AUGUAUCCAAAUGAUCUUAACCUUUUCAACGAAUCCUUUAUCGAUCCUUUAUUAUCAAAAAUCAAUGGAUUUUAUUCUUAUGUAUGUUUAUCGAAUUAUGCGAAUCGAAUACUAUUGACGAUCCUAAUGCGAAUUGGUUUUGUUCUAUUGCAAAUUGGUGUUGUGAAAAAGGACAAUUUGAAUUUUAUCCUUUUUAAAAAUAUCCUAGAUAUCUGUUCUACCACGGUAGCUUAUUUUACGAUCGGUUUUCUUUUGAUCUUCGAUGGUGACGCGUACGGCUUUAUCUACGGCGAUUAUUAUCCUUACGAGGAUUUUACGAUAAAGAAGGAAGGAUUCUUGAUCGGUUGGCAAGUCGUAAUGAUCGCCUCGGCUAUUUGUACAACUAGCAUGAUAGAAAAUAGUCACCUUAUGUCACAUUUUCUGGUAAAUGUACUUUUGGCUGGCAUAGUUCAACCUCUUUUAAUUCGUUGGACCUGGAUGCCAGAAGGGUGGAUAGCAAAAGGUAAAUUGAAUGACGUCAAUGUCAUUUAUCGCGAUCACGCUGGAUCAGGAAUCGUGCACGUUGUCGGUGGACUAUCCGGUUUAAUAGCUCAUUUAAUAUUAUCGAAAAAUAGAAAAAACUUAAAAACAAAUAAUAUCGAUCGAAUAAAUUAUUUUGGUUUAUUCCCUUCGAUUAUCAAUUAUUUGGGAUUAUUCUUGAUCUUCGUUGGCCUAUCGAGUUUUUCUUCGUCACCAAGGGAAGAUGAUAUAUCAAAAGCGAUAAACAUUAUUAAUAAUAAUUUAUUGGCAGCAUGUUCUUGUUCAUUUUUUGUCAUAAUCAUACAUUUCACAUUUCAACGAGCUAUCGAUCAUUUGACGAUGAUAAGAUGUGUCCAAGGUUUAGUUGCCGGACCAAUUAUGAUCUCGGCCGCCUCAAACGAAUAUUCUUCAUUGAUGUCCAUUGGAUUAGGUUGUUUAGGAGGAACUAUUAUUUACCUAACAUCUAGAUUUAUCUUUCAUAAAGAUUUAGAAGAUCAUUGCAAUGUCAUAGCAACUCAUUUGGUUUGUGGUUUAUUGGCAACCGUCUUGGCACCAGUCUGUAUAUUAAAUACAGAUUUGAAUACACAGACUAUUUUAUUAAAUCUUUCCUGGCAAUUAAUUUCUUUAAUUGCUUUGUUGGUAUUAGUGACCGUCGCACUGACACCAUUAUUUCUAAUUUUAAAUGCUUGCGGUCUUGCCAGACAUAAUUCGAAAAUUUUCAAAAUAAAUGAAUUAACUGCUACUACGAUUACUCUUGAAAUGAAAAAAGAUUUGCCCGAUAAAAAUAUCGGACAUAAUAGAAACGAAGAAUCGAUAAUAAAUAAUGAAAAUGUAUUUUCCUUGGAUUUUUCCGAUGAAAAUAAACGGCCAAGAAAAGAAUUGUUGCAAUUGGAGGAAGGUCAAUUUAUCAAAGAAAAUUAUUUGAACGGCAAGGCGUACGCCGUGAAAAAUGAAAAUCUUUCGGAAUGUUUGCAAUCAUCAGGUCUGCAUCGUCGAGUAAGUAAUUAACGAAUGAAACAUUUAAUUUAUUUAGAUUAAAAUUAUUCAUCGCGAUUAUCACAGGAAGAAGAGUACACAAAUUAAGACAUAUAUAUACACUUCCGGGAUGCGGUUUAAAUUCCUCACAAAAUCAAUUCGAUGUUGGUGACAUGAUCGAUGUCGAUCAUUUGAAUAAUAGAAAAUAUUUUUCUGAGAUGAAUUUGCAAAAUUCUAAAAAUAAUUUUUACACGUAUGAAGGAAUACAACGGGAACGAUAUUUAAAUUGUCAAUUUGACGUUAAGAAGAACAAUGGUAAUGAUAAUGAUAAUGAGAUUAAUAUCAAUGAUAAUUAUCAAUUACGGAGAACACAAAAAUUCAUGAACUUGCGUGAAGAAUUGGAUAAACAGAUGGAAUGCAACGUGGAGGCCAUACGUAGAAAAGAAUUUAAUACGGGCCUGUUCGUAUAAUAUGUAAUUUAUAAAACGUAAAAGAAAAUAAAGGAAUACGUUCUUCCGA
Molecule: messenger RNA, 2013 nt
Organism: Vespa velutina
Lineage: Eukaryota; Metazoa; Arthropoda; Insecta; Hymenoptera; Vespidae
Product: putative ammonium transporter sll1017
Exons: 2
Coding region: 1-1527 (508 amino acids)
Biological process (GO): ammonium homeostasis; ammonium transmembrane transport
Cellular component (GO): membrane
Molecular function (GO): ammonium channel activity
Source: RefSeq, a predicted model, not a curated record